Messenger RNA from Gopherus flavomarginatus (Mexican gopher tortoise), 1119 nucleotides. Its product is annotated as nascent polypeptide-associated complex subunit alpha, muscle-specific form-like. The transcript has 2 exons. Lineage: Eukaryota; Metazoa; Chordata; Testudines; Testudinidae. The record is from RefSeq and is a predicted model, not a curated record. Bases 1 to 1119 code for a protein of 372 amino acids.
AUGCGCUCGGAUCAGGGCGCCGGCGACCCGCCUUCAGAAGAGGAGUAUCGGCUUACUGCAGUCGCCGGAGCCAGGCGAUCUUCCCGCCGGCUCCUGCGAGCUCCAACUACUCACCUGGCUCAGGGAGAGCUUCUAACCUGCAGAGCUCUCCUGGCUUCCUGCCAGUUCCUGUCCCCUGGCCGAGCUCCCCCGUCACCGGCCGCUCGGACGCCUCGGAGCUCCCCCGUCACCGGCCGCUCGGACGCCUCGGAGCUCCCCCGUCACCGGCCGCUCGGACGCCUCGGAGCUCCCCCGUCACCGGCCGCUCGGACGCCUCGGAGCUCCCCCACGACUCGGAGCUCCCCAACGCCUCGGAGCUCCCCCGUCACCGGCCGCUCGGUCGCCUCGGAGCUCCCCCACGUCUCGGAGCUCCCCCGUCACCGUCCGCUCGGACGCCUCGGAGCUCCCCCACGACUCGGAGCUCCCCCGUCACCGGCCGCUCGGACGCCUCGGAGCUCCCCCACGACUCGGAGCUCCCCCGUCACCGGCCGCUCGGACGCCUCGGAGCUCCCCAACGCCUCGGAGCUCCCCCGUCACCGGCCGCUCAGACGCCUCGGAGCUCCCCAACGCGUCGCAGCUCCCCCGUCACCGGCCGCUCGGACGUCUCGGAACUCCCCAACAUCUCGGAGCUCCCCGACGCCUCGGAGCUCCCCCGUCACCGGCCGCUCAGAUGCCUCGGAGCUCCCCGACGCCUCGGAGCUCCCCCAUCACCGGCCGCUCGGACGUCUUGGAGCUCCCCAACACCUCGGAGCUCCCCGAAGCCUCGGAGCUCCCCCGUCACCGGCCGCUCGGACGUCUCGGAGCUCCCCCGUCACCGGCCGCUCGGACGUCUCGGAGCUCCCCGACGCCUCGGAGCUCCCCCGUCACCGGCCGCUCGGACGUCUCGGAGCUCCCCCGUCACCGGCCGCUCGGACGUCUCGGAGCUCCCCAGUCACCGGCCGCUCGGACGCCUCGGAGCUCCCCUGUUACAGUCUGAUCAGAUGUCUCAGCUGGCUUCCUGCAAGCUUCCAGGCCCUGCAAACUCCCUGCAACAAGCUCCGCCUCCCGGCUGGAUUUUUCCCCACAAGCUCCGCCCCAUGA